AUGGGUAAAUCAAAGAAAAGAUCCAGAGCCUCCAAAGCCCGUCUAAAUCCUCUGGCUAACAACAAUGAUAAAGGUGCUUUAAAUAAAAAAGAUGCUAAUUUAGUCACCAAGAAGAUCCAACCAUUAUUAAAUCAAUUGAAAAGUUCAGUACCAAAUGAUAGAAAUAUGGCAUUGAAUAGUGUCACUGUUCUUUGUGAAGAUCCACAUAUGAGAGGGUUAUUCUUGAAAGAGAAAUUAAUUCAAACUAUAUUAACUAAUUUGUUAACUGAUGAGAAUAUUGAAAUUGUAGUGGAAUCAUAUGGGUUGUUAAGAAAUUUAGCAUUAGAGGAAGGUUAUGACGUUUCAAUGUAUCUAUGGAGAUCAGAUAUUUGGAAAAGUAUUACUCUUGGGUUUGAAAAAAUAGUUACAUCAUUGAAUGUGAUGGUGUCUCCUUCAAAUGAUAAUACGAAAAGCUUCGGUGAAUCUAAGAGAUUAUUAUUUGAUUUUAUUGACAAUUUAUUAUCGUUAGUCAUCGCAUUAUCUAAUGGUUCCAAUAGUAUCUUGGAUGAUAUCCUAAGCACUGAGAAAACUUCACAACUAUUUCAACUUAUAAUAGAAAUUUUAAAAUUCGGUCAUAACAAGAAUAACUUACCCACAAAAGUUUUCAAUCAAAUCCUUGAUUUCAUUUAUGAUUUCAGUUCAGAAUCCUUUGAAUUUAUCGAUGCCGUUAAGGAAAAUGAACCAAUCAUGUCAUGGCUUACAUCAUUAUUCACCAAUCCAGAAUCAUUAAAUGGUGAUGUUCUAACAGAAACAUUAAUUAAGGGUAUUUUUUUACAAUUUCAAGAUGACAAUUUGACCAUAUCACAAUGUGAACAACUUCUUUCUAGUUUGAUUAAAACGACACAAGAGACUUCAUUAUCAUUGGAAAAGAUUGAAAGAGAUUUAUCAGUUACUAUUGAAGAUGAAGAACUAAUUAAACAAAGUAAUAAUAUUGCCAACACGGGAGAAAAAUUAAAAGAUUAUACGAAGAGACGUUCAUUAGCACAAAUAAAAUUACAACAUAUUGAAAUAUCAUUAGAUAUUAUUACUGGUACUAUUGAAAGUGCAGCAAUAAUAAUGACGUCGAAUAAUAAUACAACAGAAGACUUCAAUGGGAUCAAUAACUUGUUGUUGGAUCCUACGAUGAUUCCUCAAUUACUUUUAAGGUUAUUUGAUGCAUUUACAGCGAGAUGUCUUAUCAUUUGGAAUAAUUUGUUAUGGUAUGCGUUAGAUGCAGGAUUUGGUGUGGAAUUAGUGACAUUACCGGAGUAUAAACUAAUUUGGGACUCCAUUUUCAAAUUAAAUGAUGAAGAAUUUAUUAAUAAAGACAUUGGUGUAUUGAUUGGGAAAUAUAGUACUAUUUGGGUAUUCUUAAAGAUUAUUAUGACUAUUGCUAAUAAGGAUGAAAGUAAUCAAUUACUUCAAAAUGUUGGUUUACUUAAUAAUAGUAAUUUUAUUACAGGAUUACAAAAUAAAUUAAUUAUUACUACUUCAGGAACUGCUGAUAAUGGUAAUGCCAAUGAGGAUUUAGAAUUGAAGCAAAAAUAUGUUUCUGUUUUAAAUUGUCUUGCAAUGAUACCUGGUCAAGAUGUUAAGAUUAAUCAACAAAUUGGGCAAUUUUUCUUGGAACAAAUGAAUUCUGAGAAUACUGUGGUAUCGACCACUAUUGAUAUAUUCAGUUCAUUUUGUGAGAUAUAUUCUGAUGGCAAUUUUGAAUAUGAUGAAACAGUUUUUGUUCAAGGUGGAUUUUUACAAAUAUUAAAGGAUAAAAUAAUGCCCGUAUUCAAAUCAAGAUUUAAAUUGGUUGAUAAAAAUAAAGAACCGGAGUUGAAAGAGAGAUGUAGGGAAGCUUUUAAUACGUUAGAAAGAUUUAUUCAAUAUAAAGAAACUGAAAGAUCAUGA
Molecule: messenger RNA, 1920 nt
Organism: Naumovozyma dairenensis CBS 421
Lineage: Eukaryota; Fungi; Ascomycota; Saccharomycetes; Saccharomycetales; Saccharomycetaceae
Gene: SYO1
Product: Syo1p
Exons: 1
Coding region: 1-1920 (639 amino acids)
Biological process (GO): protein import into nucleus; ribosomal large subunit biogenesis
Source: RefSeq, a predicted model, not a curated record